AUGGCCGCCCAUAUCAAACCUCUGAUCUUGCAUGCCCAUGCGACCGGUCCUAAUCCUAUCAAGAUUGCCAUUGCAUUGGAAUCACUCAAUAUUCCAUUCACUGUCAAGAGCUGGGACUUUAGCGAUGCUCCCAACAAGGGCGUGAAGAGCGCCGAGUUCCUCAAAAUCAACGAGAAUGGGCGUGUACCUGCACUCGAGGAUCCCAACACGGGUGUCGUCUCCUGGGAAUCUGGUGCAUGUAUGAAUUAUGUUCGCCGGGUUUACGACACAGGGAACAAGAUUGGUCCCUCCGGGGGUUCAGGCCAGGAUCUGGUUGAUUUUGAAAAAUGGGAAUAUUUCCUGUUGACAACCCUUGGUCCAAUGACUGGGCAAGUCAAUUGGUUCAGACACCAUCAUACCCAGAAGAACGAGGAUGCUCUUCAGCGAUACACUGCUCAGACCUAUCGAUGCUACGAUGUUCUAGAGAAACAGUUGCAAAAGUCCGGAGGUAUGAGUAUACUACCGAGUCGGGUCACCGCGGUUGACUAUCAUUUCGAGCCGUGGGUGAGACAGCAUUCGUUCGCUGGUCUUUCGCUGGACAACUACCCUAUGAUCCAUAAGUGGUUGGGAUUGAUGCAUGCUCGUGAGGAAGUUCAAGAAGCUUAUUGUAAAGUUGAGGCUGCCGCGGGUAAGUAA
Molecule: messenger RNA, 675 nt
Organism: Penicillium subrubescens
Lineage: Eukaryota; Fungi; Ascomycota; Eurotiomycetes; Eurotiales; Aspergillaceae
Product: glutathione S-transferase family protein
Exons: 2
Coding region: 1-675 (224 amino acids)
Source: RefSeq, a predicted model, not a curated record